AUGGUGGUCGAAGCCCUCUGGUCGUGCCUCAAGGCGAUCGUGAUCAUCGUCGCCAACCUCAACCUGGCUUGGGAGAUCCAUCGCAAGGUUGACCUUGCCAAGCCGUUCCGCGUCAUAUGGUCUUGCCUCACUUUCGGUGACGCGCCAUGGACCGUAUACCCGCCUCUGCCAUACGAGAACCUACCGACGCCGUCCAGCAUACGACUCAUCAGGCUGCAGCCUUUGGAGAGAGGACAGAGCAAUAGUGCAGAAGUGUGGUUUGAUAUGCGCACCUUCGACCUCGAUGAUGAUCCGGGAGAUGAGGAAGAGAAGGUCGCCCAGAUCAAUAUGAUGGGCCGGAUUUAUCAGUCAGCAAAAAUCGUCAUCGUAUGGCUGGGCACCGCAAACAUUAUCGAGAGCACGGGACUUCAAAUCCUCCACGAUAUGACCACCUCCGCAGUCCCGCUGGCGUUCAACCCCGUUGCAGCUCUGGUCACCAAGCAGCUGACACUUUACAUGGAGAGAGCACGAAAGGAGUCUCGAAUGGCUGCAUUGCGCGUCCAGAUUCUGCCAGUCAUUGUCCUCUGGCUGGCUGCUCGAUCAUGGUUCAGCCGGGUCUGGGUGGUCCAAGAGCUUGCUUUCGCCCGCGACGUCGUCUAUAUCUAUGGUAAACACGAGAUACACCAAGAUACAAUGAAGACGGUGUGCGGAUGGCUCGUCAACCACGACAGCACGACAGUCGGGCCUGACCACUCUGCACGGAAACUAUGGCAAGAGAUUCUCUGGACGUUUGCUCCUUACAUGAUGAAUCUGCCAGCGACGCUCGAGGCUCGCAAGGACUUUGCGGCGGGGAAUAUGUGGUCGCUUACGCAAUGGUACCUGGCUUCUAGUGGUCGCACUGCAACAGUAGGCCGGGACUACGUAUACGGAGGUUUGUCGCUGGUGAAGCCAGAACUGCUUACCAUCGACCAGGGUCUGGUCUUGGACGAGAUGGUCUCUGCCACCGGGAAGGACGCGACCCACAAUCAGCCCGAACAGCUCAUUGUUUCUCAUGCGCAAUCACUCCUGCCGCGCGGACUGUGGCCGGUCUUAGAAGCAAAAGCCAUGGUUCUGGAAGCGGAGGUGUUCGUCAAUGCUGCCGCGUGCCUCCUCACGCACGAAGGCCUCGGCGUUCUGCUACGUACAGCAGUACAUCCGGGAGACCGGGAUAGGUUCAGAGCGGAAGAGCUUGACGACGCGGACCCGAGUGUGUACGACACCUUGCCAUCCUGGGUACCCACCAGCGAUUCAUGGACGACUAACAACUGGCAGAUUCCAUCGACCACGAAUAUUGUGCCAUUUGGAAGUCCAGAUCCGUACGCGGCGAGCGGCGAGCCUACAAGCAGCGACCAGGCAGCUGAUUCCACAGCAGGGAACGUGUCCAUUUCACCAGAUGGUAGGCAUCUUUCAGUCAGUGCCGCACAGAUUGACCAUAUCAACUCCUCUCCAAUCGUCCGCGGGGCCAUCUUCUCCUAUAACGACAGCGUGAUGGGGCUAGCACAAUAUCUUCACGCUGCGUGGAGAGGACCCCAACGAUGCUCUUCCAUACCGGCAACCACCAGAACGGUCGGGUGUCAGGUCGAUCUUGAUGAUCCCUCCCAAGCCGCCGAGGGUUUUAUUGAGACGCCGGCAUGCCUCACGGUUGCGACGCCGGACUUCCCCUUGACCGCACAAUCGGAGUGCCCCUUUGAAGCGGUGGCAGCUGCACUCAUUGCCGGGCGAAUCGGUGCGCAGCCUGUCUCGGGAGCUGCUGCAGCCGCCUGGUUGUGCGAGUCAAUUGUGAGCCAUGUGCGCAUGAUCUCUGCAAGGACGAGACACAACAUCGACGAGCAGUUGGACAGAGCAUCGCGCAAUCUCGAAGAGCUGCUGGUCGGCCAGCCUGAGGAAGUGAAAGUCAAGUCCAGAGAGAUGUUGCCUGAGAAGGUGCGGGUGUCUCAGCGCCGACAGCAGGAGGAGGCAGACCGAGCAGCCACAACACUCGCUUCCUUGAGAUCCAAGUACACCCAUUUGCCCUGGCCCAGGGACAAGGACAUUAGUGUAUGGAAGGAAGACUUGAGACUAGAUGGCGCGCUCGCCCGGAUGGAAGAAGCGACGCUGCUCCAGGAAGGUGCCCCAGGCAUAGGCCCCCUCCGGAGACAGUACUACCAUCUCUGGAAUCAUGCAUUCCGACCGUUGCGCCGCGCACGAAUCAAGAGCGAAGUCGACAUCACAUUCAAGCGGAUGGUGUCUGAGCCAUGCUUGGCGUUUGAGGAACAGGCUACAAAGAUGCUUCAGCGGCGUAGUAUCUUCACGACAGCGGCCGGCCGCAUCGUGCUUGGACCAGACUGGCUUCCACCAGGGGCGACCGUCAUGCUAUUGCGUGGCGCUUCAACCCCAUUUGUCUUAGCCCGAGAGGAGGACCAUCUGGCCGCGAGGUCGAAGCAGCUCGGGGAGAGACUAAAGCUCGACACUGCUUGCUGCAAGCAUCACGAGAAGGACAGCUUCGCGAAGCUGCAACGAUUCUCCAGGCUGGCUGGGAUCGAGCAGCGGCUCCAGCGCAUGAAGGAUGGAACGGCGCCAAAAGAUCGUUGGAUACUCGUGGGUGAUGCCUACAUGUCUGGAGCGAUGCGUGGAGAGCUUGCGGCCGAGGCCAGUUUUGAAAAAGUCGACAUUGCCUGACAUCAGACAUACAGUACAAAGGCAUUGCAAUGCAUCCGAACAUGCCUCGGUACGUCUUACAUCCGGCUCUUUCUGGUCAACAAUCCCAUUUAGUUCAAUAGGCGGAACAAGACAAUUGCGCG
Messenger RNA from Microdochium trichocladiopsis, 2798 nucleotides. RefSeq lists its product as uncharacterized. The record is from RefSeq and is a predicted model, not a curated record. The transcript has 3 exons. Lineage: Eukaryota; Fungi; Ascomycota; Sordariomycetes; Xylariales; Microdochiaceae. Bases 1 to 2676 code for a protein of 891 amino acids.